GCUAAAGAGUGCGGCGGCUGUUUGUGCGGGCGCCGGUCGGAAAAAUGCUGAACGUCCCCGCUCAGUCUUUUCCUGCCCCCGAUUCACAGCAGCGGGUGGCCGUGGCGGGGCGUAGCAAGGUACCUUUAAAACCAGGCCGAAGCCUUAUGGACUGGAUUCGGUUAACUAAGAGUGGGAAAGAUCUUGCUGGUCUAAAAGGACGAUUAUUAGAAGUAACGGAAGAAGUGCUAGCCAAACAUAAUAAGAAGGAUGACUGCUGGAUAUGCAUAAGAGGUCUCGUAUAUAAUGUCACACCAUAUAUGGAGUAUCAUCCUGGUGGUGAGGAUGAGUUAAUGAAAGCAGCAGGGACGGAUGGCACAGACCUCUUUGAUCAGGUUCAUCGUUGGGUCAAUUAUGAAUCUAUGCUGAAAGAAUGUCUGGUUGGAAGAAUGGCACUUAAACCUAUUGCAGCUAUGAAAGAGACUUGCCACACUAUAGCUGAAGAAAAGGAAGUGUUAAAUGGCAUGUUUUCUAAACCUAAAGGCUUGGAUAACAGUUCCAAAGAGCUAAUUCCCAGUUAUGAUUGGUUCCAGACAGAUGGUACAGUCACUGUUGUCAUAUACACAAAACAAAAGGAAAUGAGCUCUGAGUCAGUGAUAGCUGAUCUUCAAGAAGGUAGACUGCGAGGAGAGAUCAUUGUGAAUGACUACUCAUAUCUUCUGCAUAUUGAGCUGAGUUAUGCAGUUCAUGAGGACAUUAUAGUACAGGUCUCGGAAAAAGUGGGAAAGGUGGAGUUGCUCUUGAAGAAGAAAGAGACUCUCUCUUGGAAAGGACUUGGGCAACCACUGCAGAGUCAUAAUACUUUUGACAAAUGUGCUGACAGAGGCUUAUUCUACAGAAAAUGUAAAUUGAUAUCAAAGUCCAGCGUCAGUCAUGACACAAGACUCUUGUGUCUAAUGUUACCACCCGGAACUCAUCUCCAGGUUCCAGUUGGGUGCCACCUUUACCUCAAACAAACCAUUACAGGCACAGAGAUAGUGAAACCAUACACACCUGUGACAUCUUCCUUGGUAUCAAAAUUCAAAGACCUUACUGACAAUGAUAAGAGGCAUAUAUUUUUCAUGAUCAAAAUUUACCCCAGUGGACUAUUUACACCAGCGCUUGACUGCAUAUGCAUGGGGGACUACAUUUCUGUGAGUAAUCCUGAAGGUAACUUCAAAAAACCUAAAGCUGAAGAUGUAGAAGACCUAUUUUUACUAGCAGCAGGCACAGGAUUGACACCAAUGGUUAAACUGCUAAACUAUAGUUUGACAAGUAGCAGUAGUCUCAGGACAGCAAAGCUGAUGUUUUUCAACAAGACUGAAGAUGACAUACUUUGGAGAAAUCAGUUGGAACAGUUAGCCCUUAAUGAUACAAGAUUUAAUGUUCAGUUUGUUCUCUCUGAGCCAAAUGCAGGCUGGACAGGGAAGCAAGGGAAAAUUUCUUUACCUCUUGUCUCUCAGUUUGUGAAAAGAAGUAAAGAUGAUUCUAAGAUGCUUGUUUAUAUUUGUGGUCCAUUACCUUUCAUGGAACAAGGAAUACAGAUUUUGCAAGACCUCGGAACCUCCUCUAAAGAGAUACAUUGUUUUAGAGCCUAAAAAGCCAACAAGAGGACCUCAGUUUACAUAUUUCACUUUCUUCAUAUUUAUAUAUUUUUAUUUGUUUGAAUCCUUGGGGAGGAAAUGUAAUGCAUGAACCUCUUAUUUCUUUUCAAUGUGAUUACUUGAACUCUGUCAUAUUGGGGGAACUACUUUAUAUUCUGCUUGUUUGAAAUUAUAUUUAUUUUUGCUACUGUGUAAAACUUAACAAGACUAGACUAGGGGAAAAUAAAUAAGUGUAACUAUGGUGUGUCCUGAGCAAUAGGGACACUGUCCUUGUCACGUAGCAGCUCUUUGCACUGAUUACGUUUAGCUAUAUAGGUGCCAGAGACUCUUUAUCAGAAUCUCAUUAUUGCAAAAUGUCUUGUUAGCAAUAGAGUGUGAAUUUUAUACAUUGCACUGUUAACUCAGGAAAACUGUUUGGUUCCAGUACAGUCUUACUGAUAUCAAAAAGCUGUAGUAUUCUACAUUAGUGUUUUGUCUCUGUAGAUGAUACUCAGAAUAUCCAUUUUGUAUGAUAAAUUACUUUUUGUAUAAGAGAAAUAAAAACAAGAGAACAUUGCAUUAAAGUCAAAUAUAUUUUUAUUAUUCCUUAA
Molecule: messenger RNA, 2212 nt
Organism: Eublepharis macularius
Lineage: Eukaryota; Metazoa; Chordata; Lepidosauria; Squamata; Eublepharidae
Product: cytochrome b5 reductase 4
Exons: 16
Coding region: 45-1616 (523 amino acids)
Biological process (GO): generation of precursor metabolites and energy; superoxide metabolic process
Cellular component (GO): endoplasmic reticulum
Molecular function (GO): heme binding; oxidoreductase activity
Source: RefSeq, a predicted model, not a curated record